Messenger RNA from Closterium sp. Naga37s-1, 3867 nucleotides. Lineage: Eukaryota; Viridiplantae; Streptophyta; Zygnematophyceae; Desmidiales; Closteriaceae. The record is from the annotation of a GenBank genome assembly.
AUGGCAAAGCAGCGAGGGGCCAGCAAGCCUGUGCCGGCCGCAGCGCAUGACGGUUCGGACGACGACGCGUACCCAUCCCCGCCUAAGAGGCUCGGCCGAGGCAGCAGCGUCCGAGGCUCCAACCUCUCCACAACAGCCGCCGCAGCUGCGGCCGCGGCGGUAGCGGCGGCGGCGGGCGCGGGGAUGGUCGGGGGCGGCGGAGGGGGGCCCGCGGGGAUGGAGGGCGUGGAGGAGGGGGGCAGCGGGUGGGAGGCCAUGCUGCAGCAGCUGGAGCGCGACUCGUAUCUCGCCGUGCUCCGCGCGUUCGGCGCGCAGUCCGAAGCGAUCACCUGGGCGAAGGAGGCGCUGAUGUCGGAUCUGCGCAAGGAGCUCAACAUCUCGGACGACGUGCAUCGCCUGCUGCUGGCGCGCGUGCAUGACGACAAAAACAUCCGCCUCAUCUGCAAUUGGAAGACGGCGAGGGAUGCGGGGGCGUAUGUACACCACCCGCCUCCCCCCCCUCCCCCCGCGCCCGCGCCUCCCCCAGUUGCGCCCCCCCCUGAGCUCAUCCCUCCAGCCUCCUCCCGCAAGCGGCCAAAAAUGGCCGCCCUUUCGGCAGCGCCUUUGGGGAAGGGCGUGGGGGCGGUUGGGGGGGGCGGGGGAGUGGGCGCGGGGGUGGGGGCGCCGUUUGCAGUGGCACCUGUGGAGGCUGUGGGGUCAGGGCGGAGAGGGGGGAAAGGAAAGGGCCGACGCGGGCGAUGGUCCGCGGGUGCACCUGGGGGAGCAGGGCGGGGGGCAGGAGCGGGAGGAGUGGCAGCAGGGGGAGUGGGGGCGGUGGGGGGGAUAGUCAUAGACCCGCUCAUAGGCCGGCGGGUGAAGACGCGGUGGGUGGAGGAGGGAGGCGGGUCGCGGUUCUAUGAGGCGGUGAUAACAGACGUGAGGCCAGAGGAUGGCAUGUAUUCAUUGGUUUAUGAGCUCAACACUCCCAACGAGAGCUUCGAAUGGGUCGACCUUAACCUGAUCCCAAAGGAAGACAUUAUAUGGGUGGAAGGCCCCCCAGUACUUGACUUUAUCCGCCCACCCGCGCUUCCUUUUCCUCUUUCCUAUUACGGGAAUGUUUCAGGGGUGACGGCGGGAGGGGGGCCUGGAGGUAGGGGGGACGGGGAGGGAGGAGAGGGGGUGGCAGGGUGGUUGAGGCGAGUGGCGAGCCUGCCGCCGCUAGUGGAGAUACUCAAGCUGGUGAAUGUAGAAGAGGAGGAUAAUCUGGCCAAGCUGGCAGAUGCCAAGAGGCUGAUCAAGGAGCGAGAGAAUGAGCUGCGGAGAGCGCUGGCAAUGCUAGGAGAGGACAGUGAGGAGGACGAGGAGGAAGGGGGGAAGGAGAGGGGAGGAGGGGAGAGGGAGAAGGGCGGCACUGCCAAACGAGGCUCUUCCAAGCAGUCAGACGUCUCAAAACGUGCUUCAACACAACUGCUCUUCCACCCCCCAUGGCCACCCUUUCUGUCCGUCCAUCUGGAUGCCCCAAACGGCUCCUCCACCCUUUCUGUCCGUCCAUCUGGAUGCCCCAAACGGCUCCUCCACCCUUUCUGUCCGUCCAUCUGCAUGCCCCAAACGGCUCCUCCACCCUUUCUGUCCGUCCAUCUGGAUGCCCCAAACGGCUCCUCCACCCUUUCUGUCCGUCCAUCUGGAUGCCCCAAACGGCUCCUCCACCCUUUCUGUCCGUCCAUCUGGAUGCCCCAAACGGCUCCUCCACCCUUUCUGUCCGUCCAUCUGGAUGCCCCAAACGGCUCCUCCACCCUUUCUGUCCGUCCAUCUGGAUGCCCCAAACGGCUCCUCCACCCCUUCUGUCCGUCCAUCUGGAUGCCCCAAACGGCUCCUCCACCCCUUCUGUCCGUCCAUCUGGAUGCCCCAAACGGCUCCUCCACCCUUUCUGUCCGUCCAUCUGGAUGCCCCAAACGGCUCCUCCACCCCUUCUGUCCGUUUAUCUGGAUGCCCCAAACGGCUCCUCCACCCUUUCUGUCCGUCCAUCUGGAUGCCCCAAACGGCUCCUCCACCCUUUCUGUCCGUCCAUCUGGAUGCCCCAAACGGCUCCUCCACCCUUUCUGUCCGUCCAUCUGCAUGCCCCAAACGGCUCCUCCACCCUUUCUGUCCGUCCAUCUGCAUGCCCCAAACGGCUCCUCCACCCUUUCUGUCCGUCCAUCUGGAUGCCCCAAACAGCUCCUCCACCCUUUCUGUCCGUCCAUCUGGAUGCCCCAAACGGCUCCUCCACCCUUUCUGUCCGUCCAUCUGGAUGCCCCAAACGGCUCCUCCACCCUUUCUGUCCGUCCAUCUGGAUGCCCCAAACGGCUCCUCCACCCUUUCUGUCCGUCCAUCUGGAUGCCCCAAACGGCUCCUCCACCCUUUCUGUCCGUCCAUCUGGAUGCCCCAAACGGCUCCUCCACCCUUUCUGUCCGUCCAUCUGGAUGCCCCAAACGGCUCCUCCACCCUUUCUGUCCGUCCAUCUGGAUGCCCCAAACGGCUCCUCCACCCUUUCUGUCCGUCCAUCUGGAUGCCCCAAACGGCUCCUCCACCCUUUCUGUCCGUCCAUCUGGAUGCCCCAAACGGCUCCUCCACCCUUUCUGUCCGUCCAUCUGGAUGCCCCAAACGGCUCCUCCACCCUUUCUGUCCGUCCAUCUGGAUGCCCCAAACGGCUCCUCCACCCUUUCUGUCCGUCCAUCUGGAUGCCCCAAACGGCUCCUCCACCCUUUCUGUCCGUCCAUCUGGAUGCCCCAAACGGCUCCUCCACCCUUUCUGUCCGUCCAUCUGGAUGCCCCAAACGGCUCCUCCACCCUUUCUGUUCUCUCCCCUUCUGCUUCUGAACCCUCCACAGCCAGUGGCAAGGGCAGGGAGGGGGCAGCAAGGGGAGGGGGAGGAGGAGGGGGAGGGGGAAGAGGGGGAGGUAGUGGAGGAGGAAGGGGAGGAGAAGAAGCAGGAGGGAAGAGGGGAGCAGGAGCAGGGGAAGAGGGAGGUGGGCGGUCUCAAUUGUCUUCUAGCAGCCGGUCGUCUGACGAGGAUGAUGAGGACGAUGAUGUCAGCAAGGGGCGCAGUGAUGAUGAGGAUGACGUCAGCAAAGGCCGGCGCAGCGGUGCAAGUGGCAGGGGCAGUCCGGGCAGGAAAGAAAAUAGCCUGAGAGGUGGGCCGGGCAGCCCGAGGGGCAGAAAGAGCCCAAGAAGGAGGCAGGAGAGUGAUGGGAGUGGGAGGAGCGGGGAGAAUAGUGAAGGGAGUGAGAGGCCUAGGGGAAGGAGCAGGGAAAGGAGUGUUGAUAGUGGGAAGAGUGGGGAGAGACGGAGUGUGGAUAGCGGGAGGAGUGGGGGCCGAGGGGAUAGGAGUGACGAUGAGAAGGGAAGCGGUAGGAGGGACGUGAAGGGAGGAGGGGAGGAGGGCGGAAGGAAGGCAGCAGCAGGUGGGGCGACUAAGAGGGGUGACAGUAGAGAAAGCAGCGAAAGGAAGGGAGGGGGAGAGAGAGGAGGGAGUGUGAGCAGCAACAGUGGCAGCCCGAAACGGGCCAGAUCGGGAGGCGACAGGGACGAGCAGGACAGGAGUGCAGCGGCCAACAGGGAAGGCGGGGCGAGGGGUGGAGAGAAGAAGGCACGGUCCGAAGCUAGUGGAGGGAGGUCAGGAGGGGGGGAAGAUGAGGAGGACGAAGUGGAUAUAGACAGGGAUGAGGGCACAAGCAGAGGGUCCCCUGCUGCAUCUAGAGGGGACUCUGGGUCUAAGGGUGAUUCUAAGAGGGUAAGGGGGGACUCUAAGGGAGCGCCUAGGGCAGGUUCUGGGGGGCCGUCUGGUGGGCGUUCCCGCAGUCGCUCCCCUGCUCGCUCGGAUGGCGGUUCGUCUUCGGAUGAAUCCAAGUAG